AUGUCGAUCACUGUACCAUCUUUGUGUCCCUUCGAUGCUCUGCCCAACGAAAUGGUUAUGAGCAUCAUCGAGCGCAUUCCAAAUGAGAACGCUAAGGACAUAUGUCACCUUAGUCUGAGCAGCCGGCGGAUGUAUACGCUUUCGCUCGAUCAUUUAUACGGAAACCUUUUCGUACGACGUCCUUGGCCACUACUACGUACGCUAUGUGCAAAUCCAGAGCUUGGAAAUCGAGUCCGAAACCUCACAUGGAAGCACGGUUUCGACGAUCACGACGAUACUGAGGAGAACCGAGCUGUUUUCCUUAUAUGCAUUAGGAUUAUGGGGCUACCAGAGAAGGACAGAUUAAUGUCUAAUGCUAGUGGCACACGACGCGAUGACGAAUUUCUCGAAAUACUUCUCAUGUUCACCCCGAAUGUCGAUACACUUGUCGUCGCAGACAAAGCCUUCUGGCCAGAUGACAAAUACUGGUUCACGACUAUAGCGAACCAUUCGGAUCGUUUCAUACACCUAAGGAGCAUCAACAUACACGGUCCGCUGUCGUUAGAAGCCAUUGCAUACAUUUUCCUCCUUCCUUCACUCCACGAUUUUACCGCUUCGGACUUAGUGCUCCUCGAUCAGAACAACAAACGCCCGGCUUGGGACCAAGACAUUCCGAUUCAGACUGUGCUAGAUCCCGCAUCUUCUCAAGUCCAGGAAAUCACGCUGAAACGAUCCGUUGUGGAGGUGCCGACGCUGAGAUACUUCACCGAAGCUUGCAGGAAUUUGAAGAGUUUCUCCUACGAACAAGACAUCAAUAAUGGUAAUAGCAGGACUAUACGAACUCUGUGUAAGGCAUACGCUGACUUCGCAUCUUCUCCUUGGCAGAUCAACGCGGCAUAUACUCUCCAAGCCUCUUGA
Messenger RNA from Alternaria triticimaculans, 897 nucleotides. RefSeq lists its product as uncharacterized. Gene Ontology annotation, molecular function: protein binding. The transcript has a single exon. NCBI's taxonomy places the organism in Eukaryota, Fungi, Ascomycota, Dothideomycetes, Pleosporales, Pleosporaceae. The record is from RefSeq and is a predicted model, not a curated record. The coding region runs from base 1 to 897 and encodes 298 amino acids.